AUGAACACCGAAGUACCUCUGAUAAAUCUGACCACAAAGAAUCGAACGAUAAUCGCGUAUGCCUGCUCGCACGCCGUGAUAAUCUACAAUUACGAAUCUAAAGAAGCAAUGACUCUUCAGGCUCACCAAUCUACAGUGAGGACUCUAUCCAUCUCAAGAGACGGGAAAUGGUUGUUAUCGGCUGAUUUCGAAAGUGAUCCAGUGGUCGUAAUUUGGGACACCGAAAGCGGCGUACCAAUUUGCACUCUAUUUAAUCCGCAUGGGGACGACGAGCUAGCAGCUGCAAGAAUAAGCCCAAAUGCUAAGUACAUAGUAACCGUUGGAAACGAAAGACAUCAAAAAGUCCAGUUUUGGCUGUGGACUUACGGGAAGGAUGAACCAAAUACGUCCAUAGAGCUGACCGAAAUUGCUUUCGACAGAGUGAAGGAAAUAGCUUUCAACGAAGAUUUUCCGGAGGAAUUUGCUCUGACCGCCGAUCAUAAUAUCGUAUUCCUCAUUUGGGCACAAGACAAGUUGAAAUACAAUUGUCCAAAAGUUGUUGGCAACAUACGGCGAUACGGGAUAUUCAAUUCUUCUUGUUACGUGUCGGGCACGCAGCAAGCAGUGACAGCAACAGCAAACGGAUACGUUUUGGUUUGGACUACAGUUAUGGAGAAAGGACGGGGUAAUGUUAGAGACGUGGAAAUGAAAUACGUUAAGUCUAUCCAAUUGCAGAAAUACAGCAUUAACGUGAUACUACAACACGAUGGAAUGUUAGUGACAGGAACUGCGGACGGUCGAAUUAAUUUCCAUGAUCCUCAAUUAAAAAUUCUUUAUUGGUGUCAAAAUCGACAUCUAGAUUCUAUACAAUCGAUUAGUUUCAAUCUUCAGUCCACGUUAUUAGGUCCUGUAUCUACUACUGUCGCAUCUGAUCUUGAAUGCGACGAAGAAGAUCUAAAUUACAAGGGUGAAUUUGAAGAAAAUUCAGAAAGUAAAAUAGAAAGCACUAUUUGCGACGAGGGGAUAGAAUAUUUGAAACAAUUAGAAAGCAAACUAUUGCAACACCAAGACGAAGUUACGUCCGCAACAACGAUAAACUUGGAAUACAUGUUAAGAGAUUAUGAUAAAAAGGGAUCAUCUGCAAAACCACCUCAUAUACCUGUAGACGCCACUUCUGAGAACGCACCUUUCUACGUCGAUAACUUUUUCGUCGGUUCUUCGACCGGAGUAAUUGCAUUAAUCAAAAUUUCCACGUUGAAAUGUCAAUUUUUCUCAGAAAAUGUAAACGCAGCUAUUACCAGUUUAGAUACGCAUCCUCGAAGUGAUUAUAUAGUUACUGGAAACAUACAUGGUUUGAUCUGCUUGUACGAUUACAAAAAACGUAAACUUAUCACGAACAAGAAAACGCCUACUCUUCCAGACUUCCGUUCGAUAUUAGAUAAGCAAGUAAAAGAUCAUAAUAUAGUUUACGUCACAUGCCCCCGAAGCCACGAUCGAUUAUCCGCAAUUUCCACGUUAAAAUAUUCACCGAUAGGCAAGCAUUUCUUCAAUUAGAAUAUACGGGAUUGUUUAAUAAUCUUUGUCGUUUAAAUCUACUGUUAGUUUUAUGUAAAAUUGAUCAGGCGAUGAACUUGCUUGCGGCCUUGAUAAUGGAACACUUUGGUUAUUGCAUCCUAUUACUUUGGAACCUCUCGAUGAAAUUCCUUACAAGCAUUCCACGGAAUCUAUUAUUAAAGUGACUUUCACAGAAUGUGCCGAGUACAUGGCUUACUAUGAUAAUACGCUGGUAGUAGCAGUAUUUAAAAGAAACCAUGACUCAUGGGCAAGAUCGUAUCUGUGGGAUUUUAUUGGAAAAUAUCGUACUCACUACGCAACAAUAAGAGAUAUACUUUUUGGGCCAGCUACUCCUACCAGCAUUGUACCACGAUUGUUUUCAUUGGGAGAGGAUAAGGCCCUAAUUGAAUAUGAUCUUAAAAAUAGGUAAGACAGAUAUUUGUAACAUUUUGAUCCAAAUUUUAUGUAUUUGGUUUAUAUCUUGCAGUGGACAUUAUCCACAUCCUGGUCUUAAGAUAAUGGAAACUCAUGAAAUCGAGUAUACCGCUAUUCCUCUUUGUCUUUCCUGGUAUCCUGAAUCGGGAAUUGAAAGAUUCCUUGUGAUCUCCAACUCAGAAUACAAGUAUCGAUUGCUGAACGACGCAACGAAAAUGAUUCGAGGAACAUUUCUAGGUCCAAUCUUUGAUGCACCAGUCAGACGUUUCAAGGUAUUACCCGACAGAAGAUUAGAAAAUAACAGGUAUAUGGUGUUUGCGACUGACAAGGAAAUUGGUCUUCAAAUACUUCCUUUCGAUGGCAAUCCUUAUAAAACUGUAGGAAUGAUAGGGCAUCCGUACAAGGUAGCAGCAAAUAGUUAUAUCCGUCGAUAUAAUGGCUAGUCUAGGAGGUAAAAGUCUUUCACCGUAUUAUGGUCUUAUCGAAGGAGGAAGAAAUGGCUGGCUUAUCAGCGAAAUGAAAGAUCUCUUCUAUUAUGCUCAAAUUUUACAUCAAGGUGA
Messenger RNA from Colletes gigas, 2528 nucleotides. Its product is annotated as cilia- and flagella-associated protein 251-like. Gene Ontology annotation, cellular component: motile cilium. Bases 1 to 1533 code for a protein of 510 amino acids. The transcript is spliced from 14 exons. Gene Ontology annotation, molecular function: protein binding. The record is from RefSeq and is a predicted model, not a curated record. Lineage: Eukaryota; Metazoa; Arthropoda; Insecta; Hymenoptera; Colletidae.